This is a messenger RNA of Chrysemys picta bellii (western painted turtle), 18624 nucleotides long. It is a transcript of the gene GRIN2B, whose product is annotated as glutamate ionotropic receptor NMDA type subunit 2B. Gene Ontology annotation, molecular function: NMDA glutamate receptor activity. NCBI's taxonomy places the organism in Eukaryota, Metazoa, Chordata, Testudines, Emydidae. Gene Ontology annotation, biological process: excitatory postsynaptic potential; monoatomic ion transport; long-term synaptic potentiation. The record is from RefSeq and is a predicted model, not a curated record. Gene Ontology annotation, cellular component: plasma membrane; NMDA selective glutamate receptor complex.
AAGAAAUUUCUUUCUUUUUUUUUAAUCCAGAGCCCUUUCUGUAUGUGUGUAUCUCUGUGCGUCUGCGUGUAUGUGAGAUUCAAAGCCUUUUCCAGAGCUGGACAACCUGCAUCUCCCCACCCCCACUACUGGGUGAUUAAUACCCAUUUUCCUUGCGCUCCCUCCUCCUCUUCCCCUGUUUUCCGUACUGUUGACUUGCAAAGCUCCCCCCCCCCCCGCCCCCAUAACCACCAAUUGGGAUCUGGGUUCUUUGCUUUUCCUCCUUCUCUCUCUCUCUCUUUCGUUUGCUCGCUUUUUGCCGGGUGUUUUUUGAUUCGCCUUCCUUUGCUUUCUCCCCCUCCAGGAAAUCUUCUCUGGGAUUUUAUAUUGCAGAAGAAUUUGUUUUUUAAUUUGCUCUGAACAAUCUCUCCCCCCCCCCACGCCUCCCACCUUGCCUGUGUCAAAGAAGAUCCUGAGUGAACCUGAAGAAGUUCAAAAUGCCUGAGAUGGAUGGUUAAUACUGCUUUGCAGGAAAAAAAGGGAAAUAGCCACCCCAGGGAAUUCAAAAUUGUUGCAACAGGAUUUGCUGGUGGGGAACGCUGUGGGAAUAAUCAUGCUUCACAGAAGAACAGCACCGAUCUCCAGUUGCUCUAAACACAACCUCAUCCGCUAGGGCUCCAGGAAAAAAAAAUAAUUAUAAGAAUCGUACUUGUGAAAAAGCAAUGAUUGCUUUGGAUGUUGCGCUUUACCAUCCUCCGUGCACUCUCUGAAGUGAAUCUCUUCUCUUUGAAUUUGCACCGCUUCAAGACCCAAGAUUGACACACACGAUAUUUUUAUAGCCAAAUCGGAUUUUUUUUAUCAUUUCUCCCAUUUGCUCCCCCGACCCCUAUUCUUCUUAUGUGGAUAUGCAAGCAAGAAGAGAAGUCUGGAUAGUCCCAACAUGCUCGCUCCUUUAAUCUGUCCGUCUAGAGGUUCUGCUUCUACAAACCAAGCACAGGUACAGCUUCCUUAACGUUGUUGUGUACUGCUGUGCCUCACCGUUUAUGUGGAGAAAAAGAGAAUCAAGUCUUCAUGGUGUGUUCAGUCCUUGGUGUCUAUGCCAACUGGAAUAUGACUGUUUGCCUGUCAGGAACUGGAGGGAGACCAUCAGCUCACUUGACACAAGGGAGUGUAAGAGCUGAAGAUGAGGCCCAGGGCGGAGUGUUAUUCUCCAAAGUUCUGGCUGGUGCUGGCAAUCCUAGCGACGACGGGUGGUGCGGCCCGUGCCCAGAAGAGCCACCCCAGUAUCGGCGUUGCUGUCAUCCUGGUGGGGACCUCAGACGAAGUGGCCAUCAAGGACGCCCACGAGAAAGAUGACUUCCACCACCUCUCAGUGGUGCCCCGAGUCGAACUGGUGGCCAUGAAUGAGACAGAUCCCAAGAGCAUCAUCACUCGCAUCUGUGACCUCAUGUCAGACCGGAAGGUUCAAGGUGUGGUGUUUGCUGAUGACACAGACCAGGAAGCCAUUGCUCAGAUCCUGGACUUCAUUUCUGCCCAGACUCUCACGCCCAUCCUUGGCAUCCACGGAGGCUCCUCCAUGAUCAUGGCAGACAAGGAUGAGUCAUCCAUGUUCUUCCAGUUUGGCCCAUCAAUAGAACAGCAAGCCUCCGUCAUGCUGAACAUCAUGGAAGAAUAUGACUGGUACAUCUUCUCCAUUGUCACUACCUACUUCCCUGGCUACCAGGACUUCGUCAACAAGAUCCGCAGCACCAUCGAGAACAGCUUCGUGGGCUGGGAGCUGGAGGAGGUCCUCUUGCUGGACAUGUCCCUGGAUGAUGGAGACUCAAAGAUCCAGAACCAGCUCAAGAAGCUCCAGAGCCCUGUCAUACUCCUCUACUGCACUAAGGAAGAGGCCACCUACAUCUUUGAGGUGGCCAACUCUGUGGGGCUGACAGGCUAUGCUUACACAUGGAUCGUGCCCAGCCUGGUGGCAGGGGAUACAGACACAGUGCCAUCUGAGUUCCCCACUGGCCUCAUCUCUGUGUCGUACGAUGAGUGGGACUAUGGCCUUCCUGCCAGGGUGAGGGAUGGGAUAGCCAUAAUCACCACGGCUGCUUCUGACAUGCUGUCUGAGCACAGCUUCAUCCCUGAGCCCAAGAGCAGCUGUUACAACACCCAGGAGAAACGGAUCUACCAGUCCAACAUGCUGAACAGGUACCUGAUUAAUGUCACCUUUGAAGGGAGGAAUUUGUCCUUCAGUGAAGACGGCUACCAGAUGCACCCCAAGCUGGUGAUCAUCCUUCUGACCAAGGAGAGGAAAUGGGAGAGGGUGGGGAAAUGGAAGGACAAGAGCCUCCAGAUGAAGUAUUAUGUGUGGCCCCGCUUUGAGCUGUACCCUGAUUCUGAGGAGCGUGAGGAUGACCAUCUGAGUAUUGUGACCCUAGAGGAGGCGCCGUUCGUCAUUGUGGAGAGCGUGGACCCACUAAGUGGCACCUGCAUGAGGAAUACAGUCCCCUGCCAAAAACGCAUCGUGACCGAGAACAAGACGGAUGAGGAGCCUGAUUACGUCAAGAAAUGCUGCAAGGGGUUCUGCAUUGACAUCCUCAAGAAAAUCUCCAAGUCUGUCAAGUUCACCUAUGACCUCUACCUGGUGACCAAUGGCAAGCAUGGGAAGAAGAUCAAUGGGACGUGGAAUGGAAUGAUUGGGGAGGUGGUCACCAAGCGGGCCUACAUGGCGGUAGGAUCCCUCACCAUAAAUGAGGAGCGGUCAGAGGUGGUAGACUUCUCUGUGCCCUUCAUCGAGACAGGAAUUAGUGUCAUGGUAUCACGUAGCAACGGGACUGUCUCACCUUCUGCCUUCCUAGAACCAUUCAGUGCUGACGUAUGGGUGAUGAUGUUUGUCAUGCUGCUCAUAAUCUCUGCAGUGGCUGUCUUCGUCUUUGAGUACUUCAGCCCUGUAGGUUACAAUCGGUGCCUUGCUGAUGGCAGAGAGCCAGGUGGACCCUCUUUCACCAUUGGCAAAGCUAUCUGGUUGCUGUGGGGUCUGGUGUUUAACAACUCCGUGCCAGUGCAGAAUCCCAAAGGUACCACUAGCAAGAUCAUGGUGUCUGUGUGGGCCUUCUUUGCUGUCAUCUUCCUGGCCAGUUAUACUGCCAACCUGGCCGCCUUCAUGAUCCAAGAGGAGUACGUGGACCAAGUGUCUGGACUGAGCGACAAAAAGUUCCAGAAACCUAACGACUUCUCACCCCCUUUCCGAUUUGGGACGGUUCCCAAUGGCAGCACAGAGAGGAACAUUCGCAACAACUACCCUGAAAUGCAUAGCUACAUGGUGAAGUUCAACCAGAGGGGGGUGGACGAUGCCCUAUUCUCGCUGAAGACUGGGAAAUUGGAUGCAUUCAUUUAUGAUGCAGCAGUGCUAAACUACAUGGCUGGCAGAGACGAAGGCUGCAAGCUGGUAACGAUUGGUAGUGGGAAGGUUUUUGCCUCCACUGGCUAUGGCAUUGCCAUCCAAAAGGACUCGGGCUGGAAGCGUCAGGUAGAUCUUGCCAUUCUACAACUUUUUGGUGAUGGGGAGAUGGAAGAGCUGGAAGCUCUCUGGCUUACUGGAAUUUGUCACAAUGAAAAGAAUGAGGUAAUGAGCAGCCAGCUGGACAUAGAUAACAUGGCAGGCGUCUUCUAUAUGCUGGGGGCAGCCAUGGCCCUCAGCCUUAUCACCUUCAUCUGUGAGCAUCUCUUCUACUGGCAAUUCCGCCACUGCUUCAUAGGUGUCUGCUCUGGCAAGCCUGGCAUGGUCUUCUCCAUCAGCAGGGGUAUCUACAGCUGCAUCCAUGGGGUAGCCAUUGAGGAGCACCAGUCAGCGAUGAACUCCCCCACAGCCACCAUGAACAACACCCAUUCCAACAUCUUGCGCCUGCUCCGCACAGCGAAGAACAUGGCCAACCUGUCAGGUGUCAAUGGCUCACCGCAGAGUGCCCUGGACUUCAUCCGCCGCGAAUCCUCAGUCUACGAUAUCUCUGAGCACCGCCGCAGCUUCACCCACUCUGACUGCAAGUCUUAUAACAACCCGCCCUGUGAGGAGAACCUCUUCAGUGACUACAUUAGCGAAGUAGAACGGACCUUUGGCAACCUGCAACUGAAGGACAGCAACGUGUAUCAGGACCACUACCACCAUCACCAUCGGCCCCACAGCAUUGGCAGUACCAGCUCCAUCGAUGGACUGUAUGACUGUGACAACCCACCCUUCUCCGCUCAGCCCAGGUCCAUUGGUAAGAAGCCACUGGACAUUGGUUUGCCACCUUCCAAGCAUAGUCAGCUAGGUGACCUCUAUGGCAAGUUCUCCUUCAAGAACGAUCGCUACAGUGGCGGAGGGGGCCAUGACGACUUGAUCCGCUCAGAUGUCUCUGACAUUUCCACCCAUACGGUGACCUAUGGCAACAUCGAAGGCAACGCCGCCAAGCGGCGGAAACAGCAGUAUAAGGACAGCCUGAAGAAACGUCCAGCUUCAGCCAAAUCACGGCGGGAGUUUGAUGAGAUUGAGCUGGCCUACCGCAGGCGCCCGCCCCGCUCCCCAGACCACAAGCGCUAUUUUAGGGACAAGGAAGGGCUACGGGACUUCUACCUGGACCAGUUCCGGACCAAGGAGAACUCACCACAUUGGGAGCAUGUGGACCUGACGGAUAUCUACAAAGAGCGGGGAGAUGAGUUCAAGCGCGAUGCUGUAGGGGGUGGAGCGUCCUGCACCAACAGGGCCCACCACAAGCAUGGGUCAGCGGACUUUGGAGGAGCCAAUGACCACAAGCAUGGUGUUGUGAGUGGAGUGCCAGCACCAUGGGAGAAGAACCUGACCAAUCUAGACUGGGAAGACCGGCCAGGGGCUAAUUUCUGCCGUAGUUGCCCCUCUAAAUUGCACAACUAUACCCCGGCAGUGGUGGGGCAAAACUCUACCCGCCAGCCCUGCAUCCGGUGUGAGGCCUGCAAGAAGGCAGGCAACCUCUAUGACAUCAGUGAGGACAACUCUCUCCAAGAGCUGGACCAGCCAUCUGCCCCAGUGCCAGUGACGACCAGUGCCACCUCCUCCAAGUAUCCUCAGAGCCCAUCUAACUCUGCCUCCAAGGUGCAGAAGAAGAACCGCAACAAGCUCCGCCGGCAGCACUCCUAUGACACCUUCGUGGACCUGCAGAAGGAUGAGUCAGCCCUGGCUCCCCGCAGCGUGAGCCUGAAGGACAAGGGCCGCUUUUUGGAGGGGAGCCCCUACGCCCACAUGUUUGACAUGUCAUCCAGCGAGACCGCUUUUGCCAACAACAAGUCCUCAGUGCCCGCCACCAGCCACCACCACCACAACAACCCUGGCAGCAGCGGCUACAUGCUCAGCAAGUCACUUUACCCUGACCGGGUCACACAAAACCCUUUCAUCCCCACUUUUGGGGAUGACCAAUGCUUGCUCCAUGGCAGCAAAUCCUAUUUCUUCAGGCAGCCUGUGGUGGCAGGUGGGCCCAAAGCCAGGCCGGACUUCCGAGCCAUUGUCACCACCAACAAGCCAGUGGUCUCAGCCCUUCACGGGGCUGUGCCAGCCCGUUUUCAGAAGGACAUCUGUAUAGGGAACCAGUCCAACCCCUGUGUGCCUAACAACAAAAACCCCAGGGCUUUCAACGGCUCCAGCAACGGGCAUGUUUAUGAGAAACUCUCCAGUAUUGAGUCUGAUGUCUGAGUGAGGGGAAGUGUGUGGGGAGCGGGGGAGAAUGUGGAGUGUGGGAGGGCAGGAUGGGGUCAGACCUGGUGCCCAUUUGCUGCUCUCCUGGUUCUUUGUGGAACACUGGAGUUCUGAGUUCUCUCUAGGGCAGCACUGGUGACAAGUGCCACCUCUUUCUUUCCCCACCCCCAUUAUCUCUUUCCAUUUUCCCACUCCCUCCUUCCUCCUCCAUUCCUGGUCAUCACACUUCCGUUGAUGUAGGAAUUGGGUAUCCUCGCUUAGGGUGUCCCAGGUGGAGAAGAAGGUGCGUUUCUGGGCUGAGGCAGGGGAAGCUGUGUGGGCAGGAACAGUGACCGUAUUGUUUCGUUUUUUUUUAAACUCCAAACAGCGAAGGGAUAUGCAAGCGCGUGCGUGACAGGAGGAGAGAGCAGAAGAGGUGGAAUGGACACAAAGGAAAAUGCUCUAUCAGGCAAUUCUUCCUAAAACUGUUUAGAAAAAAAAAUUGAAUACAUGGAUAAAAUGAAGGAGACAUAACGUGGGAUUGACUUGAUGCACUUACAUACUGGUUAUAUUGAGGUUCUCUUUCAUUUUUUUUUUCAUGAAGACUAUGGGGGUUUAGGGCUGAAAUAUGUAUUUGCAUAUACACUGAGAGAUUUACACUGAAAUUUGGAAUCAUUUUCUGGAGGCGGGAAGGGUGAUUUGUACGCAGGACUGGCUGGUGGUUCCAUGAUGGUAACGCAGCCAGCACAUCUGUGCCAGACUAGCAAGAGAGGUGGCGGAGGAUAUUGGGUCUGGGGUGGGACAGCAACGCUGAGGUCAGGAAGCCUGGGAGAUGACUUUGCCUUCACUAAAACGAGAGACGCUUGGGGGUGGGAGGUAAGGCUUGGCUUGUUCCUUAGUAAUUAACUCAUUGUUAAUUUUGGGCAUCAUUAAAUCAUGGGAGCAGUUUAUAAGGCAAGUUGGCUUGUUGGUGGGUAUACACGAUCAUACUAUACUUGAAAUGUCUGUGAGGAAAACGAAAUAAUACCACAAACGGAGUGUGUGUUCAGCUAACAAACCCGGCAGGACAAAGAUUGAGAAGCUGGGGAAAAGGCAAAGAGCGUGAGCGUAUGGGAGAGACAGAAGUGGAGAUCUGUCACCCUGCCACUUCAGGAGAUGUCAACCUUGUUUUGGCCAAUGUAAAAGUAGAGGGGCAGGUCAGGAAGGGGCCUGAUCCCUCCUCCUUCCCCUCCCCCUGCCAGGCAGAGAGAAAUAUGUCACAAAAUGGCACAGGGCGCUCCCUGUUGAUGGUGGUACAGUGUUCUGAGUCUGGCUUUGAGGGAAAAGGAGGUGUGAGGAAAACGUGUGAGCGUGGCAGCAGCAGGGGACUGCUUAAAUGCCUACAUGCGCACUUGCUGAAUACGGGCUUACGUUUGCUAUUGAAUGUGCUGUGGAGACACAUGGCUUGUCUUCCAGAGGGCAGGCGGGAAUGACAUAAAUAAAUGACAACACUCACAGCAGCUAUGAUGAGGUCUGAAGACUAGAGGUGGUAGGGUGGGGGGAGAGAGAGAGAGAGAGUGUGUGUGUGUGUCUGUGUGUGUGUGUGAGAGAGAGAGAGAGAGAGAGAUUGAGAAAUACUAGCACAGGUGCUAAGCUGGAAUAGCCUAACGCUGUAGUCAGCUUUCCCAGCAAGCAUGGUAUCGGUAAAAGUGGUUUUCUUUCCAUUGUAUCAUUUUAGAUGCAAACUAAACUAAACUAAAUGGAGUGAUGGUGAGAGUGAGAUGUCCACUUCCCCUUUCAUUUGUCUUCUUUAACAGGAGGAACUGAGGUGAGACCCCAGGUCAGCACCUCCCAUCCUGAAACUUGUGGUACAGACCCUGAAUUUUUUUCAUGGAUCUGUCCCAUUGUCCUGCCAGCCUUCAUUCACACGGGGGAUGGUUAAAAAAGCCCCACAUUUGACUGGGGUGGCACAUAGAAUUGACCCUACACAGAGGAAGGCAGCCAUUUUUUUCAAGCAACAUUUCCUCGAGCUGAAAACCCUCACUCCCUCACACUCCUCACUGCACCACAGCUGAUUUUAUCUUGCUAUCUUUCCUUUUUUAAGCCAACAGAAGACCUCCGUUUUUUUAAAGCUGGGGCUGGGGGGCUGAAAAGUCUCAUGGUGUGAGGGGAGGGUGGGCAGGGUGGAAGGUUUGUUUAGAUUUCACUGAGGAAAUUAUAGGGGAAGGAGUUGAAGGGUCUUUGAAUUGCCACCCAUGGUAUCAGGGGAAGGGACCUGCUUAUUCCUUCCCUCUCCUCCCUUUACAAGAAAAGCCAAAUGAACUAACCUAGCAAUCUGCAAUCCAGAACACGAGGCGACUGGUCAGAGCCCACUGACAGUGGCCACCAAGAAGGCAUUCAUUUCAUUUGUAAAUAUUUUUUCUAUUGCAUUUUGUAUAAAUUGAUGUUUCUCUUCUCGUGAAAAUUCAGGUCGUGGGGCAACCAGGGUGGGAGGGAGGGUGGGGUGAGGUUGUUUUUGUUUUGUUUGUUUUCUAUGACUUUCAGGCUGUGUAUUUGGAAGCGGUUUACGCAGGUCGAGGCCGUGCAAAUGGGAGAGCAAGAGAAAAUCACGUGCACUGUGUUCCCUCCCCCGCCCCAGUACCACCCCUGUCACCUUUAUCUUCAUGAAUUGAAAAUGCUGGCAUGUCACCUCGAUCCUUGCCAGCAGGGUAUUCAUGCCAUGGUGGAAGUACUCCAUCUUCCCUAUUUGAUUAUAAACUCUGUUCCAGCAUCUGUCUGUAGAAUUUGGGCUUCAAGACAUUGUCUUGCCAGUGAUGGGGUUAACCAUCGAUUUGGGUGUUCAGUUUGGGUCAUCACACAGUGGUAUAGAGACUUCUCCAAUACUGCUUUGGUUUACAAAUCUUGGCGCUGGGAAAGCUUGCAAGAUUUCUGGUACUUCCCAAGGGUUUUUUGGCAGCUGGCAAGAGCAGCAUGUCUCUGAUGGUUAUUUCAGUACUUUCCCCUCACCCUGUUUGCAGCUGGAACCAGGAAGCUCAAAGAUGAUGCUGGGAGGGAAUUAAAAGGAAAACAAACCAAAAAGAAGUCAUCAGGACUAUUUCAAACCUCUCUAAAGAGUUCAGAUUUUGUGUUUUGGUACAGUUCUCAUUUUCUCAGAACUGGUUUGCUCCAUCCCUAGUUCCAGUGAUUGGCAGAUAAUGGUUUGCCAUGAUAAUUAGAUUUAGCAUUUACACUGUAUAGCACUGCUCAUGUUCAAAGUGCUUUGCAAACAUUAACCGUGCCAUGAGUCACAUGAAUGCCUCCUCUGAGGACAAUUGGAAAUGUAGGACUGGCAGCACCAGGCUGGAUUAUUGGUCAACCUACAGAAGUCUGGUAUCUUGCCUUCUGCCAUUUCAGGUCAGACCAUUAGUCCAUCUAGUUAACUCUUUCUCCUGCAAAUGGCCUUUUCUGGUUGCUUUUUUUUAUUUGAGUUCCAUGGGUGAGAGCGUUUGGGGCAGGAGGUGGGAAGGGGGUUGUUUGGGGGAGAUCAUAAUCCAGCAAAGAAAGUGAUGUGAUUAACACUGUUGUGAGUUUAGGAUUUUAGAUUCAGUGUUAUUUCAUUGUAAUGAAUCAAGUGACGCACACAGGUAAUAUCAGCAUCAGGUGCUCUUUCUGCUAGAACAGAGCCCAUGUAAUGCUCAUUACCUUCCAAAAAAGCAGGGGCUUUCAUACCAAAGCCCAACAAAUGUUUUACAUUCCCCUUUCUGCCAUCUCCCUCUCUCCUUUUCUUUCCCUUAGUAAAAGACAAUAUUUUCUGGGAUGCUUUAUGGGAUCGUUUCACACCUCAAAGGCUCUGGCUACUGAAAUAGUGAAGUUCGGGUUGAAGGGCAGAAGUCAUUGUAGCAUGGAUGUUACAAUGAGCUGUACUGUAUGUUUUCAGUCUACCUGGAAGGAUCUGGCACCUCUGGCCAUGUAUUUGCCACAUUCCUCUUCAUUUGAACCCCAGGCAUGGUUCCCUGAGAGAUGUUCUAAUGUUCUCAUCAUCCCUCUUCUUCUGGAGCAUGUAUGUAUGGCCCUGAAGGAGAAUGGGAGGGGAGCAAAUGUCCCUAAAAUAUCAGGACUAUCCCAUACAAAUUUCAGGGUAUCUGGCAGCCAAACUUUCCAAGUUGUGGAGCUUUGCAUGAUGCCCCAUUGGAGUUUUCACACUGGUUUUCUAAAAUAAUGUAACAUAAUAUAUGCUGAAAUAACAGUACUCCAUCACAUACUACAUCCUGGCAUAACACAACACACCAUGAUCCUGAUAUCAGAACAUAAUACAUCACUUCAAAAAUGUAAAGACAAGCUUCAAUCAGCACUCACUAUCCAUCAAGACAAUGUGGGUACUCCCUACCCCCCUCAAACAAAUGUAUCACCAUCUCUGACGCAAACAUAUCCCCCAUAUUUUUGGAACCGGACUCCCCAAGUGGCUUCAGAUUGCUCAGCAAUUCUCUAGUAUAAACUCCGUUAGGGAGUUAUUUUAAUUCUCCCUAUAUGUGGUGAGGAAGAUUCUUCCAGGAUGUCCUAAAAGACUAUAGAGUGUGAUGGUAAAGUUAUAGUUGCCAGGAUGGGUCAUUUUGCUUCAGAGCUCUCCAGCAUGCACACAAAAGUUGACCUCCUAAUAGCAAGGAGAUGCCCACACCCAUCCUGGAUAGAGGCCCCUUUACCCUAGGGUUGUUCCUCAUAGCGAUGGUACCAGCAAGAGAGAGUAAGGAUGUGAUACUGGUGACAGGUUGACAUGGUACCUCAGGGAUCUUGCAGGCAAGUCUUUGCUUUAGAGCUUUCUAUAAAAUGUGGCAUGCCCUCCAACCUACAUUGUUUAUUAAUAGAUGUAAGCAAGCCUGAGAACAUGGCCAAAGAUCAGACUGAGGCCUGUCACACACCCUUCGCUCCAGUCAAGCAACCAUGGGGAGGGGUUUACAUUUCCCCACAUAGAUUUGGUUGCCAGAAGAGGGGAAAGCAUGGGGACAGUGCUGAUGAGGGAACUUUGUGCUGACCAUCCACACUCUUGGUCUAAGGAUGUACACAUGAACAUUCCUGCUCUACCCAAGCUAGAGGCAUGGAAAAGCCUAGGACCCAAUUAGAUGAUUCAUGGCACAUGAAUGACUCAUAUUGAAGUCCCUGGGAGUUUUGUGCAUCAAACUUAUGGCAUGGUCAGGCUCCUGGCUCACUGACAGCAAAUGGAUAAGGACUCAAAGCCAUGUCCUUCCCCCCACCAUCUUCCAUAAGUGCUUCCCUGCUGCUGAUCACACCUGGUAUGUCCAAGUGGACCACACCUACCAUGCUGGUGGAUGCUGCAGGGCACAUCAAGAAAGUAACUAGAGGGACCCAAGCUGUGUCCCCACAAGGGCUUAUUUCCACUUUGCAACCAAAUAAACUUCCAAGCCAUAUAGCCCCACCUCAUCCAUUCACUCACACACAAGAAACCCUCCCCCAAGGAAAGAUUGGGAUUAUGACUGGCUCAGCAGCAAUCCCAAAAUUAUUGUUUCAUCUUCAUCACAGGCUGUCUGGAACUCAUCAGGGCUAGUCACAGAUGAACAGGGGCAUCUCUCAGAAAAACAAGAUCACUUUUUAAUGGGCUUUGGGUCCCCUCUCCAUCUCUCAAGCAUCCCCAGCUUCCUCUCUUAACCACAACGUUUGGGUGAAUUCUCACACUUUUUGGUGGUUACAGACAGCAAUGCGGACACGGAAAUAAUUUGGGUUUAUUAGCAAUGCCCAAUAAAUAGAAAAGUGAAACCAUCACUGUGUAUCAUGGGAAACAGAACUCAUGAUAAACUCCAAAAGCACAGUUCUCUACCCACUGAGGUAAAGAAGAAUCGGCAUUAGCUAUUAGUAGUUAUGGGGCUUUUAAUCUGUAUUUGCAGGUUUCCCACCAUUCAAAGUUGAAACAGGUAAUGCUGAUUAACACUUGAGCAAGUCUGACAUUCCAUCCCAUAGGGAUGGACACACACACACACAUGAAAUAAUAUGCAUGUGAGCAGAUCUGACAUUAGCAGGAGGCAGUGGCGCGUGUGCACACACAAAAGCCAGUACACUGCAGUAUGCUUUGUGACUCUUUCUGUCCCAAGAUGCAUCUUCUCAAAGUAGGAACAAUCUGACCUUUACUAAUGUUCUGCUGGUAGUUAUUUACUUAAUGUAUUCAUUUUGUGACUUUUAUAUCAUCUGCUUCCUUGACUGCAGUACCGUGUAUAAAUAUAUAUAUGUAUAUAUAUACAGAAGGUAAUUCAAGCAACUACAUUCAGGUUGGGGAAGAGGGCGAUUUUUAUAUAUGUACAGUAUUUCCUUGUUAAACAAUGGCAUGAUGGGCUGGGGGUGGGGUGAGGAAGCUGACUUCUAAAUUGUGGUUUUUCUUGGUAUGUGGUGUUUGAAGUUGUUUCAGUGGCUGCUUUUGCUGGUUCGGAAAGUUUAUCUGGAUGUUAUAUGUGUGUGUUAAGAAAGGGACCCAAGGUAGGGGAGAUUUGGGGUUGGGGGAGGGGUAGGAGAGGGUUUUAAUAAUUUCCUGUAUUAGAAGAUGUGUUGAUUGUUAGGGACUGUUUGUCUGAGGCACCGGGCUGUUUCCUUCUCUAGGUGACUUGCUGCUUUUAUCUGGUUGCUUUCUUUUCUCUGGUCCCUGUUGUUGUCGUCCCUCUGGAGUGUUAGUAGAAUCCAUUGUUGCUAUGACCUUGCCUCUGCUGUAAUCUUUCUCUGGGCCUUCAUUUCCUCCUUAGCCCCUUUCUCCACAGUCCUCCUUUUGUAUUGUCCUUCCAAAUCCCUAUGGGAUGAGGGACUGCAUCUUCUGUGUCCUCUGCUAUCUUCCUGCAGUUCCUAGCUACUUUACAUUAUUCCCUUUAGAAUCUCUCUAGCCACCUCCGAAUCCAUCUCUUAUCCACGUGUUCAAACCUUUCUAGUGCUUCACUGCCUCAUCUCUCUGCCCUCAUGUCCACCUAUUUCCCAAUACUCAUCCCACUCCUCCAAUCCUACCUCUGUGUUUCUUCCCUCACAACCACACACCCUCACUGUUUGCUCCCUGUGCUCCCCUGGUUACCAUCUUACUGCUCUGUCAUCUUCAUGUGAUCCUACAGUUGGAGAGUGGCGGCGCUUGAGCAGGCCACUCUAUCUCUUGUAUUGCUGCCCUCUCUCCCUGAAACUCUCUAGCCCUCGCCAAGUCACUUCUUUUUUAGAAGAUGAUAUUUAGCAGCUGUAUCAGCCUUUCACUUUCACCAAUCCUGCGUUCUUCCCUUGAACACCCAUGAAGGAAAACAUGAGCAGUCCGGUAAAUUUGCCAGUGCAAGAAACCUGAUGAAACCAUUUUUUCCUUGGAGAGUUGUGAGAGGUAGUCUAUAAAAUUCCCUUCCUUGACAGCUGAUUGUUAAGUGCACAGGACGGUGGAGGUAUACCAAUAAUCCAUUUCAGGUUGACCCACUUCAAAUGUGAGUCUCUCUACCACGCCUCUUUACUUGAUGUGAACCCAGGAGGGACUGUUGAGAGGUGGUGCUGUGUUUGAACAGCAUUUACUACCCUGCAUAGUCUGCGGAAGCCAUUGAUUUGUUUGCUGAUCGCAGGAUUAUCUGCCAUGCUGUGCAGAUGGGAAAGAAUGGCACUGAGGACUGGGUCCCCCUCGGCCUGGCAAGUCAGUAUGAGAAGGAGUGACUGGAGGGAUGACUUUGGUUCACUAUGCUGGGGUUUCCGUAAGUGAAUAGAGUGACUGAGCGUGGUUGCAGUCUUUGAGCGUGUGUGUCAAUCUAUAAAUUGGAAUGUGUGUCAUUGUGUGUGUGGACAUAUGUCCAAGUGUGUGUUUGUGUGAGCUGGUGCGUCAGUGCAAUGUGUGGUGAAGCUGUGUCAGCGUGGUGUCCGAGCAUGGGCCGCAGGUGAGCUUGGAGUAAGUGCAUGUGAACAUUGGGCAGUAUAUGUGGAAGUAUGUUGGUGAGAUUUCACAUUCUAGUCACUCUGGAUAUAGCUUUAGGCACAGUGCCAGUCAAUCCACCCCGUUGCUCCUUCUGCUUACUCAGUGUGCCCCAAUUGUGACUUACCCAGCUGGCGUUCUAGUGAGAAGGCACCUGCCAAAUGAGACUUCUGUGUGGGCCCAUAGGGGCUAGCAGAUGAGCCCCAUGUCACCUUUCCGAGACUCAGACGUGCUCCAGAAUAAAUGAGAUUAGCGAGGUAGGUAAUGGAACUUUCUUCCUCUGAAUGCUGGGCAGGCUCUUGGCUUCUGUGGACUUCUCCCCUUUCUGAGCCUUUUGCUGGGAUUCAGCUCCCAUGAGCUGUCAUUUCCUCUGAGCACUGACAGCUCCUAGGGGCUCCUACUGCCUCAGAGCACUAUGUGUAUGUUGCAUGCCUGUUGUUACGUGUGUGUGUGUGUGUAUAUAUAUAUAUAUUGUGUGUGUAUGUGUGUACAGUCUAUGUAUGUAGAUGGUGUGUGUGUGUGUGUGUGUGUGUGUGCUUGAGCAGAGGGAGUCCUGUUGGAAGCUGUACUAGGGCAAAGCCAGUUGAUAAGUAUCUGCAGGUUGGCAGCCUUUCCUCUUUUUCUUUUAGCUCUGAUGUGUGUCCUGGUAAAUUCACCCAUGUCUGGCAGCCAUGGUGCUGCUCUUGCUGUCCUACUAUGCCCCAGGUCUGACUUGCUUGGUGAGGACCCUGGAGGACGUGCUCUGCAUCACAGAUCAGGUUAGAAAGCAGAUUCCUCUUUGGGUUGGUUGGAAUAUAGCAACAGAAACCCAUUCUACAUGCUAAUUCAGUUUUGUGCUGAAGCCACUGUGCCAUGUUUCCACACCAGCGUGCCACAUGCAUUGCAUCCUUAGGCCUUACCUGGCAGAUGAAGAAGGAAGACAUCCCCUCACAGCACAGUAGAGUGUUUGGGAGAUGCCUGGUAAAGCAGAAGGGGGAUGCACUUGUCCCAUGACUGAAGCAGGAUGCACCCUGGCUUUCUUGCUGCCUUGGUGCACUUUCAGCAUGGAAGCACUAACCCUAUUGUCAUUCUUGGAUAAGUAUGGAGGGGAGAGCUAAGCUGCGAUAGAUUUGAUCUCAGGUCUCCUGUCUCCCUGUCUUCAUUUUGCAAGUGUAAGUGUUCAUUGAAGGGCCCGGAAAGGCAGCGCACCUGGUGACCUGAGUUGGGAAUUGAGUUCAUCUUCCCCCAGCUCUGUAGCAUUGUGGGGGAGAAGAGGAGACAGCGAGCUCUAUGGGGAGCAGCAGGUGACCUUUCUGCAUCUUCUCCUUCCCAUCCCAAGGAGAUAUCAACAAACUGGUGGCAUCCUUGCAGAGGGGGAUCAGUUGGGAAUCCCCUCUGGUGCCAGCCAGUUCUGCACUUUAACUGGCCAUGUUGAACAACACAAAGAUCUCUUCUGCCAAUAGUUGGGAAAGAACACCAGGACCUGAUAAGCAGCCACAGCCAUCAAACAGCCGAGGAAGGAACAACAUCCUCUGGCUGUUGCCUCUUGUCAUUUAUGCCACCUGUUUCCAUUAAACUGACCCAUUGUGUUCCAGUCUCUUGGCCACUUUGAUAUAUUUUUAUAUAUUUAUGAGGCAAUGGAGAGUAUAUGUAUAGCCCUUGGGUGGCUCCUUAUUUCAAAGCAUACCCAUCAACAUCCUCUGCUUUCUUCUGCAUGCAUUCACUGGUUCCUCUCCAGCAAUAUCCUGUGCACUGCCUGGUUUUGCUUUCAAGGGGUCGAAAAGAUUUGUGGGUUUGUUUUUUUUUUUAAUUCUUAAAAGGCUGGGUACCUAGAACCAGUCAGAAUCCUCAGGAGAUGCUGUAGGAUCGCACCUUGCCACUGAACACAUGUGGCAGUGAGAGGGAUUCAAAGGGAAAGUGGCUAGCUUUGGAGUUCUGCUGCCACUGGUGGCUUUUCUUAUCCUUGGAGCGGGAGCUCUCUUUUCACGCCUGCUCAGAAUACAGCAAGCUGCUCUUUUUAUCGCUCCAUCUUCAACAUUUUUAAGGGGGAGAAAUUUUGUAAAGUCAUUUUGGCGGGAGAAGGGGAGCCUUUUUUCAGCAAUACGACGUUCUGAGACCUCAGUUCUGUGUAUGCAGUCAGCUGUGUUUGGGCUUUUUCCUUCGCAAAUGCUUUUGAUGCCAGGGCAAUCUUGAGACAUCUCUUUGCCAGUGACCGCAACACCAUCUAUAAUUUGGAGAUUGGGGCUGUUACAGAGAAAAGGCUUCAGCUUCUCUGACAGUAACUUCUAACUAACUUCUACCUGGAUUCUCAGAGGGGGAAAUGUUUAAUCAUUGCACAGAUUUUUUUUUUCAUGCUCUCUUUUUCUUUUUUCCUUCUAAAAGGUAUUACGACAGAAUUCUAUAGCAGUGGCCCCAAAUGCUGUCAUGACCCUGGGAUGGAUUGCAGUUUUGUGUAAUAAGAGCCCUCUCUCUCCACUGUAUAUUUUCACUAGUUUCCUUGCUAUCUCAGUCCCCACCCGCAGGGCAUAACUCAUUCUUGGCAGUGGGAGUGCGGACUAUGAUUUAGAUACUGCUCACCCAACUAGUGUACCCUUUUAGAACAGACUUCACCAUGGAAUCCCUGAAUAGUAAGUAUCUAGACCAGACCAGGCUCCAGCUGUCCUGAUUACAUAGGGUACCACUGCUGCUGUUCUCUCUGACAUGGAGUGAUGGACAUUCCCGGGGCUCUUUCAGGAGGAGUCUUUGUGAUCUUUUCCUGGGCGAUAUGCAAUAAAUGGCGUGUUAGAGCUGAGUUGGUGGUGAUCAGGAGGGGAGGGGAGGCCGGCGUGCACAUGAGAUUCUGUAGCUCAGAUACAAGCGUGUCACAAUCUCUGUUGAAAUACAGUGGAACAAUACAACAGAGGUUCUACUCACAGACCGACCCUCCAUCGCCACUGAUCUCACCGUACAGAUGAUCCAAGGGUGACUUCUCCUUGGUGAUGAGGGGAAGGGCAGCAGGGAAAAGAGAGGUGGAGGUUUCUCUCUUGGGCUGGCAGCGAUAAUUCCUUUAGAUCAUGCUCUUGGGUGGGAACAAUGCUAAAAAAGCCAUGGAGGGCAGAUUAGAAAACAUGAGGGGAGAUUGAGCAAGGUGGAGUGAGCCAGAGAGCCUGGUUGGAACAGCCUAAACUAUCUUUUCAGUAAUUCUUUCUCUCCCUCCUUGCACAAUCCCCAUUGUCACCUCCCCCCACUUAUAGAAACAAAAGGGGCUGGACCUGGAUCCUGAGGGAUACGAUCCAGAGAGGGGAACUAAUAACUCCCAUGCCCACUUCUGUCUUUCUCCUGCAGCCCCGUGCUGUUCAUGGGAGGCUAGGGCUGGCCUUUGACACAGACAGUGCCCUCCUGGGCCAACCAGAAUCUAGCGGUGCCCACAGUAAAGCAACUGGGGAGAAAUAUGGGACCUGACCAACACUCUCCCUAUGCACCAUUGUGACAUGUGAGAGAAAUCGCAGCAUGUGGAUGUGAGCAUCCGGGGCGUAGGAGCAGCAAGGUGUUCUUGGCUAGGGAUUUCCCGCCCUCAUUGGUGUGUGGGAACCCAAGUGUGUUGACUUUCAGGAGAUGGUGUCAGGCUCCUUUAUGCUUUCCAGGCUUUUGGCUGAAGCAGAGUAGUGCCGGGGAAAACUCCAGUUUCUUCUGGGGAUAGGGGAGGGAGACUAUUUAGGGCUGACACUGGUCAGCAUCUUAUGUAUUUUGCUUUUAAAUAAUGUAAAUUUGCCCAGAGAAUGUUUGAUGAGCUCAGUCUAUAGAUCAAAAGAGAAAUAAAUAUUCAACUACAGUGGUGGUUUUCAACCUGGGGGCCACAGACCAUGUCUAAGAUUUCCAAAGGGGCCCGCAUCUCCAUUUGAAAUUUUUUAGGGGUCCGCAAAUGAAAAAAAGGGUGAAAACCACUGUCCUGCAGUGUAAUUCCCCUGCUACCCCACUGUCCCUCCUUCAUUUCUCCUGAGAUCAUGGUUUCUCUGGGUGGGCUCUGACACCUACCAGGCCUUCCUCCAAAGCAAACAUUUCCCUCCUCCUUGUGUGAACUUCUGGACCUAAAUAUCGCCUCCUCCUCCCUUUUUUCACAUACACAUGCUCAACCCCCAGCCCCUCCACUUGUGAGAACCUGAGCCACAGAGGCAGGAGUGCCAAAUGACUAUUUAUUUCUCAAAGGAAAAUUAAAAAAAAAAAAGUUUUUUUAAAAUAUGCAAUUGUGCAAAGGGAACCGACAGCAAGAUGAUGGUGGCAGAGAGGAAACGGGAUGUUUUGUAACUCUAGCUGCAGUAAAAAAAAACAAAAAAACAAAACAAAAAAAAACCAUUAAAAAUAUUGAAAAAAAGAAAAAAGGAAAAAAAAUCUUGACCUAUUUUGGAAAUAUUGUGAAUAAUUUUUUUGAUAUAAAAACUAAUUUUUAUGUAGCAUGAAAACCACCAAAAUAAAAUGAUCAAGAAUAAAAGUUGCGCAGAGGUUUUUUGUGGUUGUUGUUUUGGAGGGAAAUGACGGGGUAGGAGAGGAGUGGGGUGUGCAUGUGUGUGAGAGAGAGAGUGAGAGAGAAAGAGAGAGGGAGGCAGUGUUGUCAAAUCUUGUGAUUUUAUCUCAAGGUUUUCAAUAGUAGUGUUUUUCAUAAAGCCCCAGUUCCUGGAGUCCUAUGAUUAUGCGAGAAUCUCCCCUUUCAUUUUUUUAAAUAGUAAGUUUUUAGCCUUCAUUGUUGAAGAGAAAAGAAUGGACCAGAAAGUCUCAGAAAUAAAAAAAAGAAAUAUAAAAUACCCAACAUUUAUGAUUUUUGAGCAGCUGAAGUUGGCAGUACUGGUGAGGGAUGUACGGAGCAGGGAGGCCAGGGAUAUGAAGAUUGUAUUCACACAUACAUCAUUCAUUUUGUCAUAUGAUGGAUAAGCCUCCUUGUAAUUAACUUGACCUACUCUUUACUGUCCCUACCCACUGAGAAAUGGGGCACUGAUCCAUCCGAGGACACAUAGGCACUGCCUCCCUGGUCCCCUUUGAAGAAACUUUACAUUUGUUUCCAAUUCUUCCUCCCUUCCAAAGGAAAUAUGCUUCCUCUCCAAAGCCUGGAGAAAACUAGAUGUUGGGCCCUCAGCUCCUUUAGGAAAUAUGG